This is a messenger RNA of Pneumocystis jirovecii RU7, 438 nucleotides long. RefSeq lists its product as uncharacterized. Gene Ontology annotation, cellular component: nucleolus. Bases 1 to 438 code for a protein of 145 amino acids. NCBI's taxonomy places the organism in Eukaryota, Fungi, Ascomycota, Pneumocystomycetes, Pneumocystales, Pneumocystaceae. The transcript is spliced from 5 exons. The record is from RefSeq and is a predicted model, not a curated record.
AUGCUUCUUGCAAAAAAAGGCAUAAAACAGAGAAAAAAAGAGAAAAAAGAACGUAAAAAGACAUUAGAAAAGUGGCUGUUUUUGUUUGAAAAAAAACGGGGCGGAGAACCGAGCAAGUAUGCAGAAAAAACAGCGCCACAGGCUUAUUUAUAUAGGAAACGUAAACGUAUAGCUGCAGGAGUGUCCAAAGCUGCAAGUGGAGCGGUUUCUGGGGAAAAAAUAGGGCCAGAUAUAGCAUCUGUUGAAGUACCAGCAGUUUCAGAGUUGCCGCUGAAAACUCCAACAGAACAGAGGUUUGAGGAAAUAUGGAGAAAGCGUAUGGAUGAACGGGUUCAAAAAACAGCAGCAAAAAGUCAUCGAGAACGGGUAGCCGAAUUUAAUAAAAAACUGAGUGAAUUGUCAGAACACAAUGAUAUUCCAAAGGUCGGCCCAGGAUAA